Messenger RNA from Mus pahari (shrew mouse), 3109 nucleotides. It is a transcript of the gene Csf3r, whose product is annotated as colony stimulating factor 3 receptor. The record is from RefSeq and is a predicted model, not a curated record. NCBI's taxonomy places the organism in Eukaryota, Metazoa, Chordata, Mammalia, Rodentia, Muridae. The transcript is spliced from 15 exons. The coding region runs from base 221 to 2734 and encodes 837 amino acids. Gene Ontology annotation, biological process: immunoglobulin mediated immune response; cytokine-mediated signaling pathway. Gene Ontology annotation, cellular component: membrane; external side of plasma membrane; signaling receptor complex. Gene Ontology annotation, molecular function: granulocyte colony-stimulating factor binding; cytokine receptor activity.
CGGACAUUUCCUUGAUCCCCUGGUGAGGGGAAAGCCAUUGAUUUGAACCAUUUCAUGUCUUUCUCUUGAAGGCAGUACAGGCCAGUGUCACCCCAUGUUGCAAACACUGAGAUCCAGGGGUCAGGUAUCCUGCCCAGAUACUGGCUGAGCAAGGCUCUGGCUGGCAAAACCUGUUAUUAACCAUCUCUCACUGCCUCCAGGUAAGCACCAAGCUGGCAAAAUGGUAGGGCUGGGAGCCUGCACCCUGACUGGAGUUACCCUGAUCUUCUUGCUACUCCCCAGAAGUCUGGAGAGCUGCGGACACAUCAGGAUCUCACCCCCUGUUGUCCGCCUGGGGGACCCUGUCUUGGCCUCCUGCACAGUCAGCCCAAACUGCAGCAAACUGGACCAACAGCCAAAGAUCCUAUGGAGACUGCAAGAUGAGCCCAACCAACCAGGGGACAGACAGCAUCGUCUGCCUGAUGGGACCCAGGAGUCCCUCAUCACUCUGCCUCACCUGAACUACACCCAGGCCUUCCUCUUCUGCUUAGUGCCAUGGAACGACAGUGUCCAAGUCCUGGAUCAAGCUGAGCUUCGUGCAGGCUAUCCCCCUGCCAGCCCCUCCAACCUAUCCUGCCUCAUGCACCUCACCACCAACAGCCUGGUCUGCCAGUGGGAGCCAGGCCCCGAGACCCACCUGCCCACCAGCUUCAUCCUAAAGAGCUUCAGGAGCCGCGCCAACUGUCAGUACCAAGGGGGCACCAUCCCGGAUUGUGAGGCCAAGAAGAGGCAGAACAACUGCUCCAUCCCCCGCAGACACUUGCUCCUGUACCAGAAUAUGGUCAUCUGGGUGCAAGCAAAGAAUAUGCUAGGGUCCAGCGUGUCGCCAAAGCUGUGCCUCGACCCCAUGGAUGUUGUGAAAUUGGAGCCUCCCAUGCUGCAGGCCCUGGACAUUGGCCCUGAUGUAGUCUCUCACCAGCCUGGCUGCCUGUGGCUGAGCUGGAAGCCAUGGAAGCCCAGUGAGUUCAUGGAGCAGGAGUGUGAACUCCGCUAUCAGCCACAGCUCGAAGGAGCCAACUGGACUCUGGUGUCCCACCUGCCUUCCAGCAAGGACCACUUUGAGCUCUGCGGGCUCCAUCAGGCCCCAGUCUACACCCUACAGAUGCGAUGCAUCCGCUCAUCUCUGCCUGGAUUCUGGAGCUCCUGGAGCCCUGACCUGCAGCUGAGGCCCACCAUUAAGGCCCCCACCAUCAGACUGGACACAUGGUGUCAGAAGAAUCAACUGGAUCCAGGGACAGUGAGUGUGCAGCUGUUCUGGAAGCCAACGCCCCUGCAGGAAGACAGUGGACAGAUCCAGGGCUACCUGCUGUCCUGGAGUUCCCCAGAUCAGCAAGGGCAGGACAUACACCUUUGCAACACCACGGAGCUCAGCUGUAUCUUCCUCCUGCCCUCAGAGGCCCAGAAUGUGACCCUUGUGGCCUACAACAAAGCGGGGACCUCUUCACCUACUCCAGUGGUUUUCCUGGAGAACGAAGGUCCAGCUGUGACCGGACUCCAUGCCAUGGCCCAAGACCUUGAUAGCAUCUGGGUAGACUGGGAAGCCCCCAUCCUUCUGCCUCAGGGCUAUCUCAUUGAGUGGGGCAUGAAUUCGCACAGCUACAAUAACAGCUAUAAGUCCUGGAGGAUAGAACUUGACGGGAACAUCACUGGAAUUCUGUUAGAGGACAACAUAGAUCCCUUUCAGCUCUACAGAAUCACAGUGGCUCCCCUGUACCCAGGCACCGUGGGACCCCCUGUAAAUGUCUACGUCUACGUUGGAGAGAGAGCUCUUCCUCAGGCUCCAGAGCUACAUCUAAAGCAUGUUGGCACAACCUGGGCACAGCUGGAGUGGGUACCUAAGAGCUCUUGGCUGGGGAUGGUACCCCUCACCCACUACACCAUCUUCUGGGCCGAUACUGGGGACCACUCCUUCUCCGUCACCCUGAACAUCUCCUGCCAUGGCUUUGUCCUGAAACACUUGGAGCCUGCCAGUUGGUAUCAUGUCUACCUCAUGGCCACCAGUCGAGCGGGGUCCACCAACAGUACGGGCCUUACCCUGAAGACCCUGGCCCUAGAUUCAUCUGACAUAAACAUUUUCCUGGGCACACUUUGCUUAAUACUUUUUUUGUCCAUUGCCUGUGUAGCUGCCUGCUUCUGCAAGCACAGCAGAAAGACUUUCUUCUGGUCAAAUGUGCCAGACCCAGCCCACAGUAGCCUGAGCUCCUGGUUGCCUACCAUCAUGACAGAGGAAACCUUCCAGUUGCCCAGCUUCUGGGACUCCAGCGUGCCGUCAAUCACCAAGAUCACUGAACUGGAGGAAGACAAGAAACCAACCCACUGGGAUUCCGAAAGCUCUGGGAAUGGUAGCCUUCCAGCCCUGGUUCAGGCCUACGUGCUCCAAGAUCCAAGAGAAAUCUCCAAGCAGUUCCAGCCUCCCUCUGGCACUGGUGACCAGGUCCUCUAUGGUCAGGUGCUUGAGAGCCCCACCAGCCCAGGAGUAGUGCAGUACAUUCGCUGUGACUCCACUCAGCCCCUUUUGGGGGGGCCCACCCCCAGCCCUAAAUCUUAUGAAAACAUCUGGUUCCAUUCAAGACCCCAGACCUUUGUGCCCCAGCCUCCAAGCCAGGAAGAUGACUGUGUCUUUGGGCCUCCAUUUGAUUUUCCCCUCUUCCAGGGGCUCCAGGUCCAUGGAGUUGAAGAACAAGGGGGUUUCUAGGUCUUUGGGGAUCCUUGUAUCUUGAAGACCCUGGCCUAUUCAGAGGAGAAGAGCCCUCCGCUGAAAUCUACUGGCCCUGAGAGAAGCAGAAGGGCCCAGUGUGUCUCCGUCUCUGGCCCCUAGCACCUCUCCUCCACUCUGACCUUAUCAGGCUACACCCUGAGGUCACCUACUCUUACACCCUAAGGUCCAGAUAGGUACUGCUUACAGCCCACCGGUCACUUCCAUAUAAAUUCAGUCCGUUGAACUGAUUGUAGGUUUUGAGUAGGGGCUGGUAUUUUCAGAAAUUCUGGCUGGACAUGGUGGUACAUGCCUAGCAUCCCAACAUCUGGGAGGAAGAUGCAGGAAGAUUGCAAGUUCCAGGCCAAGCCUGGG